Messenger RNA from Paramuricea clavata, 5678 nucleotides. NCBI's taxonomy places the organism in Eukaryota, Metazoa, Cnidaria, Anthozoa, Malacalcyonacea, Plexauridae. The record is from the annotation of a GenBank genome assembly.
AUGGCUUCGGAUAGAUUGGCAAGGACGCUAAGCGAAGCAAUUGGCAGAGCAAUUCACGAAACGUUAAGGACCGAAGAUGCCGAAGUAAGUUAAAACAAAUUAUCUUUAAUAUUAUUCAUCAUUCAUGUUUAUGAAUAUUCAUAUAAAUCGAUGAUUAUCCGAAUGGAAUUUUUGCAUAUAUUUUCACUGACAGCCAUAUUCAUGAACAGAAGAACUUUAUUGUGUUAAUAAUAUGGGGUUUUCUCUCCCAGCAGCCAUCACAAAGACAAAGAGAUGGACAAGAACAACAGGUAAAUCAUUUACAGGUAUUUUUAAGUCUAAUAAAUUAUAUAGCGCUAUAUAAAGAAUCUGUAUCCUAUCAUAGAAUCGUAUCUGGCAGAAUAGACCUUUCCAAGGUUAAGGACGCCAUCUUGAAUCUAUUGUUUUCACCAUUGUGUUUGCACCUCUUGCAAAUUAACCUAUAGGGAAUUCCUUUGUAUUUUUUGCACCCCUUGCACUAUUGUGUUUCAUGAUGGCGACGUUAACCUUGGAAAUGUCUAUUGUUUUUGCAUUGUUGACCAUCCAAUCAUCCAUUGAAAUUCCGCAAGUUUUAGUCAUUUUUCAUACCUACCAUGUGAAAUUUGUGCAGAGUUGUCUUAAAAUUUGGACAAACCCAUGGAAAUUCCUCCUUUUGGCAGGCUAUUGGAAAUUCCACAUGUCCUCAAUAGGCAGGGGGGGGGGGAGUAAAAAGUGCAGUGGUCCAGUGUGGGUGUCAAUACUUCCUUUGUUUGCUUUGUUCAUUUCAGAAAUGAAAGGAAACAUUUAGCCCAGCUUCUCAGAGAAUGAACAUGUCAUGAGAUUAUUUAUGCUUACACUGUUAUAACUUGUCACACUGUAAUGUGAGUCCACAUUGUUAAAUUUCAUGGUCGUCACUGAAAAUAUGUCUUGUUUCUGAACAGCUGCAGCAGUCACAGAGACCAGCUAGAGGGCAACUGGCAAAUGAUACACAGGUGAACUUAAAACACAUAUUAUAUGUAUGCUGUCUUGGAAUUUGUGAUAGAGGAUAAUAUACUUUUAACCCAUUCAGCAAUUAAAAUAUGCACAUACUUUAUCAAACCACCAUGUUGUUGGUUAGCAGUAUUGAUUCAUUCCAGAAAACAUCCAUACCACCCCCACAGAGGAACUAUUACUAUUAACAUAUUACUUACUAUUAACAGAAACAAUUUUUCCUCCCCCCCCCUCCACUCCUACGGACAGCAGAAAUUUCCUCCACGGGGGGAGUACGGAUCUUUUCUGGAACGAACAAUUGCUGAUAAAGAGUUUUUUUAAUUGAUCCACUCAAAAAAUGUGAUGGUAUGAAUAACAUGGCCAGGGUGGCAAGAGAUGAUGAAAUUUGUACACACUAUUAUGUGCUACAAGUUCUUGUAAAUUUCAGCUAGGUUAACUAUCUACAAUAUAAGGGAUCAUAGACCUGGCCUAGCAUGAAAGAAUUUUUUAUCUAAUUUUCCUUGUCAUUGCAGCCAAGCCGACAGACAACUCUAGUAACAGUUGCAAGUCAGGUAUCAGUCGUCAAGUUGCGACCACAAGUAACAGUCGCCAAUCAAAUCUGGUAAGUUAAGCAUCAAAUCUUGAUUGAUGGCCACAGGUUUGUCAGUGUGAACUCAUUAAUAUGUGUUACCCUCUUGAAAUAAAGGUUUCUAUUUAUUCAUUUGAUACCAAUGUUAGAUAAUAUCUUUUAUAUAUUUUUUUGUGUGUGAUGGUGUUAUGUGCUCAGGUGAAUAUGAUGUUUCCGGUGUUAAUCGUACUGUAGGUUCGAUUCCAACUGUGGCCAGGCAUUGUUUCAGGACCUGCCUGGUGUGGAUAUACACUGAUAGUAACACCAGAAAGAUCAUAGUAAAAGUUUAUUUGGUCAUACUUGAUUAUAUGAAAGCAACACACCUCCAAUUGUGUGGUGAAGGAAGGAAAGAAGCACCAUUUGCAUGUUGUAGAGAUUUUUAAAAAUUAUUUGAAUCUACAUGUAGAUCUAUGCACGUUCAUUGAGAACAAAUAAAAUACCACAAAUUUUUCUUAUGACAUAGCACAGCACCAUACACUAUACACUUCUGUCUUAUUUGUGUCUUUUCCCGAUGGAAAUAGUUAUUUUUGUUUUCCUGGGAAUCUCAAUGUUUCCCAAGUUGAUAUUGCAAUCAGUAUUGCAAUAUUGCAUGACAAUCUUGCAAUGUUGCUUGCAAUGUUGCUUGCAAAGGAAUGCUGGAUUUGACUGUAAUAUUUCCUUAGCCAGGGACUCUUCCCUCACUUUUUGGUGGUAAUGGGAUACAAUUUUCAAAUGCUGGAGGAAGAAAAAGGAAAAGGUCAACAGCAAGUGUAUCAAAACCAGGAAAGACCUACACAAAAGAUGUGGUGUGCCUGUUGCCUUCAAGCAAUGUGACAGACAUCCCAAUACCAAGAGGUGCUAAUAGAGCUGAAUUGUCAGAUAAAGGUCUGAUUGGAAAGGUCUCACUUAACUCCAUCUGGACUGCAGAAGAGGUUGCUAGAGAAUUAACAAGUAUAUUUGCAACCGCAUUCAACUUGCAACCUGGUGAACUUUUACCAUUUGAUUACUUGGGGUAAUUUACUUUUUGGGAAAUAUUUUUUACAGCCUCGUUCCCAGGCUCUACGGGAACCACUCAGUAUUUUUAUAAAAUGCAAAAGAACAGUAACUCCGAAUACCAUUUUCUUUUGAUUUAUUGAAUCUACGUUUCAACUAGAUUGUAGUCAUCUUCAGGAUUGAAUCCUGAAGAUGACUACAAUCUAGUCGAAAUGUAGAUUCAAUAAAUCAAAACAAAAUGUUAUUCGGAGUUACUGCUCUUUUGUAUUAUACCUUAAAUAGUUAGGAAAUCGUCAAGAAUGCCCUCGCGAAUGCCCAAAUAUUUGAAAAGGGCUGCAUUAUAGCGUUGAAUACAUGUGCGCGGUAAAUUACGUCGUAAUCAAUUUACUGUUCUGUUUACUGUACAGUCGCCACAAUGGCAUCGUUUUCAUGUGCUUAUUCGCGCGUCCAUGUGAAUGUGAUUGGUCCAUUCUGGUUGGCGAAAAAAUUCGGUGCGAAACAUAUUCCUGCCCGAAACAUACAGAUAUAACCUUCAAUCUUCAUGUGCGCCCGCCGUGCUAAAACAGGCAAAUAUAGCUACAGGAAGAGUCAAUUGGGGCAAAAGUGCAGUAAACAGUAUAAAAGACUAGAGUCUAUUCUGUUCAAUUUGGAUAUGCUUUUGGUUACAUAUAUUUUUAUUACAACACGAUUGUUUGCGUUCUAGUAUAACGAAAGGGACAAAAAAAUUGACUAUUCCGAAGACGUCAAGAUCGUUUACCUGGAAUGCACCUGAAGUGGUAUCCCUUUGUUCACAAGGAUGCCUUUAUAUAAAGGCGAAAAUCAAACCAAAUAUUGAUGAAGAUUCUGACGAAGACCCUGUUGUUGUGGAGGUAAUGUAGCAGUUACUGUACCAGUUGAAGCUCGUACUAGGUUUGGGCGGAAAUUCGAUUUAAAUUACGUUUUACAUCUUUUUCAGUUCGACUUACUUAAGACAUCUAGAAUUAGUGAAACAUUUCUCAUUAUUGUCAACCUCUUCCAUCUUUUAAUUUUUAAUUGUUUUUUUACAUAGUUUGAGUUUCUUUUGCAUUGCAUGCUUUUGGUUUUCUCUAUCUUAUCUAUAAGCGUAUCUAAUUUUGUGUUGGUGGCAAACGUACCAUGCCCUUCCUCCCCACCUAGUGCUAUACUUCAACGUCACGUUGUGGGACCUAAAAUCGGUCCAGCUCCGACCAGGGUGUUUCCUUCCCAAAAGGAAAGAACCUAAGAACGAGGUUCAUCAUUUUUCUGAUGCGCAGGAUGAUGAACAAAGAAAAGAAUCAGAUGAGCAAGAGUGUUUGGAGAGUGUGUCUGACAGUGAUAUUAUAAACAUACAUCCCCUGUCAGAGGAUUCACUAACUGAAGGCAACAGUUGUUACAGGUAUCACUGCAAAAACAUAAUACGUAAUAUAUGAACGAGGAGAGCGAGUGUUUCAAGGUGACAUUCAAACGCGAGAAAAUAUUGCUUUCGAGUGCUUAGAUAUCUCUGUGGCACGCGAGCUUGAGUUAUUAUAUGGCUUCUCCAGUGAAUUUAACAUUUAACAGGGACGUAGCCAGGGGUCACGUAGCCACGCCCCCCUCCCCCCCCCCUGCUAAUAUUUAGUGUCAAUAUAUACUUAGUGCAAAAGCAAAAAUUAACGCACACUUGUCUACUUGAUAACUUGUUCUUGAUACAUGAAGAAUUCAAGGUGCGUGCGCCACACGUUGACCAACAAAACCACGGCUGAAUUGCUCGCGCAUUAUUAAUGAAUUUGAGAAAGUGAAAUCCAUACUAUACAGUAGAUAAUCCAGUCAUCACUCGUCAGUUUUAUGUGAAUAACUCUCACAUCAAUUUUACAUAUUGUUCAUUUCGACUUUGCAGGUCCUAUCUGGGUUUGCUUGCUUCGGACACAGUUGAAGUAAGCGACGAUGAGGAUAACGAGCAGCUGCAGACUGCAAUUGAGAAUAGUUUAUUACAACAACACGUGUAAGUUCUGCUGCAUGGACGUGUUACGUUUUCUUUUUUCUUCCAAAAUAUACAACCUAACAGUUGAAAUUGCAGACACAUAAAAAACUUGUUGAAAAACACAAAAAGCAAAAUUCUGUUAAAAGAAAAAGGUUGCAAGCGGUAUUUGUCCAGAUACGGUUUUAGGGUUUAUUCAUAAAAAUUCGAAACUCUAUGAUCAUGCAUGUGUGCAUCGAAAUUGCAAUCUUUUCGCUUUAGCCUAGCAUUAAUUUCAGAAACAGGAUCAAGGCAUAUUUUAACAUAUAUACUGAAGACAUUUGCCAACAGGCCCCCCUUGUUGGUCCCCCACUCAAACAAGUUUGGCUCCCACUCCCUUGGCCCUUUUAACAUAUUGUAUUAAUUAUAGUUUGAAAUUAAAUCACUUAUAAUUAAAGGCGUUAUCAUUUAAAUUUUUGGUCUCUUCCUCGGAUUGUCAUUUCCACGAAAUAGAAUCGACCUAUAUGCGAUAUCAUUAUGUACAAGUUAAAAUGUUCAUUAAAAUACAUGUACAAGUGGACUGGUAAAACAUCAAUUUAUAUAGCAUUAGAAUUAUUAACAUUGCCUCCCAAAUUGCACGAAAUGGCAAUUUCAGAAAUUCCAGAUUUCAAAAUUUCCCCCUUUUCAGAUAUGGCCCCCACUGCUAAAUCCUUAAAAUAUGCCUUGAACAGGAUACAAGUCUGUAGUAACGAUUCUUAAAAGUUUGUAAUAGGUGGAAACAGAUAACAAUUGUUAAAGAGCAGUUCUUCGAUUCUUUUACGCUGCAGUGCACCGAAUGCAGACGAAACAACGGAGACCGUGCUUAGUAAACACGUUGCUAUAGUAAUGGUUGGCCAACCGUCCGACGUUCAGAUCAAUAAAAACCUAAUUAAUGUUCGUCGAAAUCACAUGUUUGAAGAUGGCAUUACUAAGAUGGCUCGAGCUAAAUUUGAACCAUCGCAUCCGCUCUCUGUUAGGUUUGCCGAUGAAUUGGGGUUUAGUGAGGGAGCUGUGGACCUUGGUGGUCCCACUCGAGAAUUUCUUCGCCUGGCAGUAAGAGAAGCUUUAACAACGAAUGCGUUUAGCGGCACAUCAACCAGCAAAGUUAUAGUGCUUAACCAAGAAGGUAGGCGCUUAUGA